UCCUCCCCUCAUCCGCGGAAGUUCCUAGGAAUACUCGUCUUGCAAAAGCUAUCCGUCGUCUCAAUCAUCUUUCCCUCUAUCUUUUCUUUAGUUCCUUGAUCGUUUAGAAGAAAAUGUCGCUUAUCCCUCGCGGCUGGGGUUUUGGGUCGAGCAUCUUCGAUCCCUGGGAUCCCUUCGAGGGCUUCCCGUUCGACACCUCCCUCUCCUCCUUCCCUCGUCUUUCCCUUCCUAGUGACUCGUCCGCCUUCGCCAACGCCCGCAUCGACUGGAAGGAGACCCCGGAGGCCCACGUCUUCAAGGCCGACCUCCCUGGCGUCAAAAAGGAGGAGCUGAAGGUGGAGGUGGAGGAGGGAAACCUCCUCCAGAUCAGCGGCGAGCGGAGCCGGGAGCAGGAGGAAAAGACCGACACGUGGCACCGCGUCGAGAGGAGCAGCGGCAAGUUCUUGAGGCGGUUCCGGCUGCCGGAUAACGCGAAGAUGGACCAGGUGAAGGCGGCCGUGGAGAACGGAGUGCUCACGGUGACCGUUCCCAAGGAGGAGGCCAAGAAGUCGGAGGUGAAAUCCAUCGAGAUCUCUGGCCGAGGAUCCUUUUGAAGGAAAAAGGUCUAGUGCAGGCGUCCUGUUUGUGUUUUGUUCUCAGUUAAGUGUGACUGGUCGUUUGUUGUUACUAGUGUGAACAGUCUGAAGGGUCUUUCAUCUUUUUAGCGCCUACAUCCACCUGCUGUGUCAUGCUUCGUGAGGAGUUUUUUCUUUCUGGAAUAUCAGUUGCAACCUAUGUAAGAUUUGAACGUGAAUAGAUGCUACUGUUUUUUUUCUCGAAUAGGUAGUAAAGUGUUCUGCUACUGUUUUGGACUUGAGAAACAAAAGCAUCAUGUUGUUUAUUCGCAAGGGAAAUUUGGUUUGAA
Molecule: messenger RNA, 904 nt
Organism: Phoenix dactylifera (date palm)
Lineage: Eukaryota; Viridiplantae; Streptophyta; Magnoliopsida; Arecales; Arecaceae
Product: 18.1 kDa class I heat shock protein-like
Source: RefSeq, a predicted model, not a curated record